AUGUGGGCGAAUUUGCUCUCGCUUGUGCUUCUUUCGCAUGCAGUCUCUGCGUGGUCAGCGCCAAGCUGCACCGCGUUCAAGCGAGAAGACGGGGAUGCUUUCAACUGUAAAGGGCAAGUGACGGCUGCGGAGGCGGCAAAGUUCAGCAUGCGGCUCUCGAACGCUUCAUGGGUGAGGCACUUUCAGCUCUUUACCAACGUCACGGCAAGCGUGCCAGACUCCGGAGGAAGCAGAGCCUGUGAGCAAAUUACACAUCUGGAUGCAGGGAUGCACUAUGUGAACCAUGUGGUGCCAAUCAACGAUGAAAAUUUUGCCAAGGAAGAGCAGACCUGCUUGAAAACGGUAAAGACGAACAGGUUCUUCUGCAUCCGAGGCACUGGACAUGAGCGAGGCGCACUCGUUUCAGUCGGGAUUCAAGCCAGCGUGAAUGCCCAACUACAGGUCCGUGUUGCAACUCAGGAAACCCUUGACGACAGGCUUAGACGAUUUUCCUUGGACGUUGGUGGCAGCAAUGGCCGUGCUGCCUUUCACAUGUUUACAAUGCCGGAAGACCCGGGGCUGGACUUGUGGCGCUUGAGCCUCAAUGUGCCGGACCACUUCCAGAGAGCAGGCGUUGGUUAUCAUGCGUACAUCAUGCAUGAGUCGUCACCAUGUAUAGCCAAAGUGAUUCAGGAAGGGGGUUGCCUGGACCCUCUCCAGGUCUGGUCGUGUUUCCAGUCCGUGCCUGUGUCAUUUAGGCCCCCCAGUCCAACUGGAAACAUGCAGAUUGCAUUAAGUGAAAGCUUCACUAAGUCUGGCAUGAUGACGAUCAGCAGAGGCUCUGUACCGGGCAUUCAAUCAGGCAGAUGGCUGCUCUUUGUGGUCUGCAAUUUGAGGUAUCUGAGAACUACUUCGAACCCAGCAUGCCCGGAAGCGCAUCUGGAGGUUGAGCUUCACUCGGAGUAUGACCAGCUGCAAAAACUCCGGACUGGCACUGCCAUCAUGAUAUUUGGACCUGCUCUGGUUCUUUUUUGUGUCAAUGCGCUGUACUGGCUGACCUACAAGUUUCUGAACUAUGUGAACCCGCAAGCCCCGUCACAGUCUCGGCACAGUUUAUGGCCAGUCUUUAUGUCUAUGCCCAAUCACGAGCACUUGGCAAUGCUCAGGGAGAAGAUGACGCUCAUCUACGAGCCUGUGCCUUUCUUCCCAGCGCUGCUAGCUUUGAUGAUUGGCGUGUUCUUGGCGACAGCUGCCCAGUUCGUCAUCACACAUUUUGGAUUGAUGGCACGGACGGGGAACAGAGAUAUUUGCUUCUACAAUGAGAGGUGCUACCAUCCAGGCAUCGUGUGGGACGUACCCUGGAACCAUAUCUUGUCCAAUCUUGCAUACUUCGUGGCUGGUGUGCAUACGAUGCUGCAGACUUUCUUUGCAGAGAGCCGGUGCCGACACUUCAUGCACAAGACCAUGGCGGCCUUGUUCAGAAGCGUAAAUUUGGACCCAUGUGGCAGCCUCACCAAGAAAGAAUGGGCUGCAAUCUUUGAUGAUGCCGACGUCAACAGGAAUGGGGUUGUGUCCAGACAAGAAUGGCAGGAGCGGCACAGGGACGUGAUUGCAUUUGACUUCAUUGACGAGACAGAUGCUGGCAGUCUCUCUCGCGAGGAGUGGUUCGCUGCUUUCGCAAGGCUGGAUGCCAAUGGCGAUGGUGUGCUCACUAAGGCCAAGUUUCAGUUGGCAUCGCGGGCAAUCGAUGUUCGGGCGUUCUACGCGAUUGCUACGACUUUCAUCGCCGAAGGUGUAGGAAGCAUGUGUUACCACCUUUGUCCAUCCGUGGAAACAUUUCAGUUCGACACUUGCUUCAUGAUCUCCAUUGCGCACUUGCUCACGAUUGCUCUUGCCGAUUGGGGGGAGCCAGACUUCGACAUGACAGCAGCCCUGAAAUACUUUGUUUACAUCCUAACCCCAAUAUGGUUGAUCAACUUCAUCGGCACGUGGUACGACAUCCACGUCUUUAAUUGCACCUGGAUCUACUGGACGUAUACUUCCUUGGUGGUGAUGUGGACUGUUGGCGCCGUCACUAGCCUGAGGCGAGUGUUUGCAGGGCCUGAUAUGGGGACCUGCAGCAUGUGGACGAUGAGGCUUUUGCAAGGCCUGAUUGUUCUUGUGGUAUGUCUGGUCUAUGUAGACCCCAAUGCACGAGAGAGCCUCGGGGGAACGGCAAACACCUUCCUGCUACUCUCCAUAGCGGUGAUGGCAGUUGUGGUGAGCCGACAGAUUUACAUGCAGGACUUUAGGUUCAUGGCUUGCGGCGUGCUAGACAUUGGCGGGCGCAUUCUCAAAUACAGCUAUCUGAUAGUCAUGAUCGCCGUUGGCUUGGCAUCCCUCCAGUGCUUCAAUGAGAAGGUAGUUAUUGUCACUCCGGAAGCAACGCCAGCACAGAGCCAUGAUGCAAAUCAAGACUGUGUUUUCAGCAUCUUCGACUUGCAUGACUGCUGGCAUCUCCUCUCGGCAGUGGCAUUGGCGCUCUUUACCAUGUUCUUGCUGGACAUACGUGUGAACUCUUGGGCCCGCAAGGCUGGAAUCCAAGUCAUCGCCGAGCUGCCCGCAGACCGCUAUAUGCCAGUGUCUGACUUGGAUACCUCUGUAGAUGAGUUGCGGGACCUGAAAGUUCGCAUCACUCGCACAACAUCAACAACCAGCUGCAACAGUGACCUUGAAGCCGCGAGUUUCUCUGAAGGGAUGCUGAAGCCGUGA
Molecule: messenger RNA, 2730 nt
Organism: Symbiodinium pilosum
Lineage: Eukaryota; Dinophyceae; Suessiales; Symbiodiniaceae
Source: the annotation of a GenBank genome assembly